Molecule: messenger RNA, 3977 nt
Organism: Rhopilema esculentum
Lineage: Eukaryota; Metazoa; Cnidaria; Scyphozoa; Rhizostomeae; Rhizostomatidae
Product: BRCA1-associated protein
Biological process (GO): Ras protein signal transduction; protein ubiquitination
Cellular component (GO): cytoplasm
Molecular function (GO): ubiquitin protein ligase activity; zinc ion binding
Source: RefSeq, a predicted model, not a curated record
CCGAGGAAAUUUUCGUGCGAGUUUAAGGAAAUUUACAUAACGCAUAGAGAGAACACUGCACACGAGCCUCCUUUCCACUCGUAUCCGAUUUAGGCCCCUGUUCGCCAGUUUGAUAUUAUUUGGUGUUAUAUGAAAUAAUGAUCGGAGAAAGGACCGAUGCCAUCCGUUUCGCUCGUAGUUCUCAGACUAGAAGUUGAAGAUGGUUUCAAGCAGCCUCAAUCUUUCAAUUAUGUCUCAGAGGAAUACCUCAAAGAGGUAAGAGGUAAAAGAGUUGCAAGGAUGGAUAAGAAAGAGAAGGAAGACACAACAACUGAUGGGCUAGUGGAUGACGUAGUGCUUUCUUCGAACAAGCAAACUCACAGAGGCUGUCGAGUAAGCACCAACUUCACAAUCGAAACACAUACAUGUGAUGAGGCACCUUUAUGUGCAAAUAAUGAGGAUCCGUCAGCUGUGGCCAAGCCCAAUCCAGCCGCUCAAGCUGGCACCGUAACAAAAAGAUCAAGAACCUCUCCUGUUCCAUUUUUCUCUGGGAAUCCAAUGGUUGAGCAUACAGCUGGAGUUCUGCAUUUGUACAAAGAUGGUCAACUGACACCGCUAGAAGAGGAAGUACCAAGGAGUGAGAUGAUUUGUAUGAUGUCUGUCCCAGCAAAAUUAACAUGCAUUGAUCUGCAACAGUUUACACAACCAAUGAAAGAUUCGAUCCAGCACAUGCAAAUUGUUAGGGACAACUCACCUAAUCAGUAUAUCGUUCUUCUUAAAUUCAAAGACCAGCUGAGUGCUGACAGUUUCUACAAAGAUUUCAACGGACGCCCAUAUAACCUGUUAGAGCCGGAGGUUGCUCGGCUUGUCUAUGUUGCUAAACUUGAAUCAGUGAAAUCUUCAGAGGGUGGAUAUCUACCAGUAUCCGGUUUAACCGAGUUGCCGACAUGUCCUGUUUGCUUGGAAAGAAUGGAUGAAUCUGUAGAGGGCAUCCUCACUAUUCUGUGUAAUCAUUCAUUCCACGGAGAUUGCCUUGUCCAGUGGUCAGAUUCCAGCUGUCCAGUUUGUAGAUAUAAUCAAACCCCAGAAGCAGUGGCAGAGCAAAGGUGUUUUCAAUGUAACUCUACUGAGAGUUUAUGGAUCUGCUUAAUUUGCGGACACAUUGGAUGCGGAAGAUACAAGGAUCAGCAUGCAUACCAACAUUAUCAACAAACUGGUCAUACGUUUUCAAUGCAGUUGGAGAACCAAAGAGUUUGGGACUAUACCGGAGAUAAUUAUGUUCACCGACUAGUUCAAAAUAAGAGUGAUGGAAAAUUUGUAGCGGUUGACAACGAAACUGAUGUUGUCAGUGAGGAAAAAUUGGAUUCAUUAAAUUUAGAGUAUACGUAUCUUUUAACAAGUCAGCUUGAGUCGCAGCGUCUGCAUUUCGAAGAGAAAAUGACCUUGCUAGAGAAAGAUGCCAUGGAUAAGAUAGCAAGCAUUGAAGGAAGAAUGAAAAGUGUAAUUGAGGAUAAUCAGAAACUGAGUGACAGACUCCAGCAAUUAGAAAAAGAGAAAAAACAUGUCGAUAAAAAAUAUACACAGGUUGUAAGUAAAGUUGGAACUCUUGUGCACGAUUUAAAGGAGGAAAAAGAGAUGAACACCUGUAUGUUAGAAAAUAAAAGGAUAUUACAAAAGAAGCUUGAUGAGUUAGAAGAGAAAUCAGCCACAUUGGAAGUGUCGAAAAAUUUGGAAAUCGCGGAGCUGAAAGAGCAAUUGCAAGAUCUAAUGAGGCAUCUGUCUAUUCAAUCUGCUGUUGCUAGCUCGUCUGAAGACACAAGAAAGGAACUUCAAGAUGGCCAAGUUUUUGUAAAGGAAAAUCAGACUCAGCCACGUGCUAAAGCAUCGCCGAGUAAAAAGGGGAAAGGAAACAGGGAUAGAUGACGUCAUAGACGACAUCAAUAGUCAGUCUGAUUUUUGCAAGAAGCUUUGUAAAUGUGAUUAUCAAUUCUAUGAAUAUUCCGAAAUCUUUUGAAUCAAUUACGCCUGUAAAUUAUUGUUAAUUUGGUGUGGCCUCUUCCGUAACACAUAUAGUAAAACACCAUCAAGGAUUAAAGCCUGGUUUCAUUAUAAUUUUUAUGCGUCGGCGACACGUCGUUAUCUGGCUGGGAGAAUAUUAUGUGAAAUAUAUUUUUCAAAAAGGGAACUUUCUAAUCAAGGGGGCCUGUGCCCCCAUGGCUUCCGGCUCUGGCGACCCUGAAUUUAGUUUAGAUCAGAUGAGAGCUCUACAGACAACCUACUGUCUCUCUCACUGGCUCCGUGUUCUCCGCACGUUGAGAAGAACGUGCUUGGUUGGAAACAACACGUUUGUCGAUGGGUGGUUUUAAUUAGUGGCUGAAUUGAUCGAUGUUCCGAUGCACACUAAUGUAUAAAGGUUCUUUGAAUAUGUCCCCUUCACCCGCAAGGCAGAUGCUAUUUUUGGAACAAUCAUAGAGUAGUAAAUCUUUUCAAGUGUUCCACAAGGCAGAAAUUUCAUCUUUCGUAGCACUGUGUGUGUCAUACACUGUAAAUGAUAUGUGUGUAUCAUACACUUUAUUUAUAUGUUCCAUUUCAACUCCCUGUCAUUGUAAACACCUAGCAUCUUCUGUUUUACAUGAUCGUUCUGUUUGAUAAUUAUUAACUGUGUCAUUGGCGAUUAGCACUAAAGGGACCAACGAACUUAUUCUUUUAAAUUAGCAUUGCAAUAUAAAUACCACUGCUCGAUGCAGUAUAGGCAGAGCUGGACAUGCUUCCGUGUAUAGAACAGGAAGGUUCUAAGUUGCUACGUUUUAAGCUUAAUGCCGUCAUCAGACAACUUUAUAUCUUAACAGUUGCCUGAUAAAUGCCUAAGACACAGUGUUACAUAGGUUGGAACGUGAUACCGUAGAGCACUUUUUGACAGGUCUCUCUCAGCCGAAUUUGGUACGGAUGGAUCAGUAUUCACUUUCCUGGAAAACAUAGUUGUCGCUUUAAAACCCCAUGUUGUAUUUUCAUCAUUGUUAUCCCCGCGUGCACGGUAGAAGCAACACUCGAAAAGCGGCCUCUGAUUGGCUGAAAUGUCAAAAUGUAAACAAGGCUUCUGAUUUGCUUAACAACUAAAAAACUGAUCGACUUAACAAACUGGCCGCCCGUGUCGAUACCAGAGGGAUUUGUAAAAGAUUUAAUCCAGUGUGUACAAAAAUAAAUUUGUUGUCCAAGUUAAAAAUUAUGAUAUAUGUAAAAAGUUAAAAUUUUCAAAAUCUUUUAAAAAGCUAGAUACUUCAUUCAUAAAACGCCAUACGAAACAGCAAGAAGCCGCCGCUUCAGUGGAUGGUACCAUUGAUUGAAUUCUUGUAUUACAUGAAGUAUUUGAUUUUUUGUUGUGUUACUUGGAAGUAUCAGAUAUGGUGGGAUGACUCUCUAGUAUUCUGCUAGUCGAAUGUCUUGAUUAUACAAACUUAAGCAUACGAUUUGAGGGGGAUAAAACGUACUGGGCAUUUUCCAAAAGUUAAGAGAAGCAAUAGCUUUGCAAAAGCAUAACAUCAGCACCCCCCUCGGGUUCUGACACCCUUGUGUGGUUGUAACGUUAAGGGGCUCGUCUUGUGUCAGUUGAAUUGCCCAAAACAUCGAAGAAAAAAGAAGCAGAUUGUUAGGGCCUAUUGGAUGUCAAGAGUUUUGUUUAAGGUGAUUCGUUCUUGCAUUUCUAAUGCUUAGUGCUUGUAAGAAGUCUCUUUUAAUUAAUACUAGGCCUUAAAAAUAUGAAAUUAGUCUAAUCCAAAAGAUGGUCACAAGCAGUGACCUAUACUGUGGUAUUUUCGAUUCCUUGUGUAUUGUUCAAGAACCCAGAGGUUAUUAUCGAGGUGCUUUCGUCAUCUGCACAAUUUGGAGGAGGGAUUCUGGAGCUGCUUUUCAGGGCAUGCAUAGCUGAUCUGCAAAUGUACCACAAGUACAGAGGAAACACACCGGCUGCCAAAGUCGCCACGAGAAGGAUGACAUUUAUC